AUUCAUUCAUGCUAGGUAUUUAAAUUAUUGCCUCGACCCUCCCCUUAUAAUCAAAAUCAUAAAUCGAUUUCAAACUCAGGUACAAAAUUACAGUUUUUAGAAACCUCUCCGAACAAAUAUCAGUCUCUAUUCUAGAGAAGUAUAUCAGUCUGUAUUCUUUAGUACACAAUAUUCUAGUUGUAACCAAGGCGGACAAAAUUCUACACAGAAACAACGUGAAAGAUGUGGAAAUGCAGGUCCCUAACAAGGCUUCUGCCAUGGAAGAACGCAUGUCAACUAAAAAACAUCCAACCAAAUGUCAUCCCAUGGACUCUAAACAGACCAUUUUCGGUUGAAGCCGCUGAUCCAGAGACUCUGGGAUUUACGAGUCCGAAUCAAGCUCGCCGUCCAGGUUCUAUCUAUGCAAAAUUGACUGGUACGGGGCGAUACACCUUGAAGAUGGACAUCGCGCAUUAUUUCGAUGGUUGUGGUUUGACACCAGAGGAUAUUAAAGUUACAUACAAUAGGACCUAUACUCCAACUGGCAUGAUAUUGCAGUUCCCCUCCAGGGCCGCUUUUGCUACAGCAUUAAGAAUGUCAGUUGCUAAAGGGCGCCAGUAUUGGUUGCAGGAGGUGGAUCACUUUCUGUGGAGUAAUACACCUCCUUUUGAAGGAAAAGUUUUGCUCCUGACUGGUAUUCCAAGAAUUGCUUUCAUUGAUGACGUGGAGCGAUUUUUAUCUGGAUGUGAUUACAUUAAUCCCAGUAUACGUUUAUUUUUUAAGCAAGAAUUGGAUGAUGCAAUUCGAGUUGCUCUUGUGAGUUGCCGGACCGAAAUGGAUGCAAUGAAUAUCCAGCGGCAGAAAAAUCAAAGCAUUUGUCUUAACAGUCCCAUCACUGUAAGGGUGCUGCAUUAAUGGUGCCUCGCGAGUAUUCAUAGAGGCUUUUGUUUGUAGGCUUGAUCGACAGUGAUAUUUGGCAUGUAGCAAUACGUUUUGGGCGCUGCAUCGGUGAAAUUUGGCCUACAUUUGCCCUUUGAGUACAUUCAGGAACAUGUAUUCAGAUGAACUUGGGGAAGUUUCCCAAAUCUCAAAGUGAGAUAUGAAUUGUAAAAGCACAGCUAAAUUGAUUCGUUAUAUGUCCUCAAUAAUUUGCGGGGAAAAUCUAAGAGGAAACAUUUUGAAUAGGGUUGCAAGCUUCAUCUUCUUUUAA
Cryptomeria japonica (Japanese cedar) is the source of this 1189-nucleotide messenger RNA. RefSeq lists its product as uncharacterized. The transcript has 6 exons. The coding region runs from base 223 to 894 and encodes 223 amino acids. The record is from RefSeq and is a predicted model, not a curated record. NCBI's taxonomy places the organism in Eukaryota, Viridiplantae, Streptophyta, Pinopsida, Cupressales, Cupressaceae.